CUUCUGCCCGCGCUGCCACCGUCGCCACCAUGAGAGAAAUCGUGCACCUGCAGGCCGGGCAAUGCGGAAAUCAGAUCGGCGCCAAGUUCUGGGAGGUGAUCAGCGAUGAGCAUGGCAUUGACCCCACCGGCACCUACCAUGGCGAUAGUGACCUGCAGCUGGAGCGGAUCAAUGUGUAUUACAACGAGGCCACCGGUGGCAAGUACGUGCCCCGUGCGGUGCUGGUGGACCUGGAGCCGGGCACCAUGGACUCGGUGCGCUCCGGGCCUUUUGGGCAAAUCUUCCGACCCGACAACUUCGUUUUCGGUCAGAGCGGUGCUGGAAACAACUGGGCCAAGGGGCACUACACUGAAGGAGCAGAGCUGGUUGAUUCCGUGCUGGACGUGGUGCGGAAGGAGGCUGAGAGCUGUGAUUGCCUACAGGGCUUCCAGCUGACCCACUCCCUGGGCGGGGGGACAGGGUCUGGGAUGGGCACCCUCCUCAUCAGCAAGAUCCGAGAGGAGUACCCAGACAGGAUCAUGAACACGUUCAGUGUGGUGCCUUCGCCCAAGGUGUCGGACACUGUGGUGGAGCCUUACAACGCCACCCUCUCCGUGCACCAGCUGGUGGAGAACACAGAUGAGACCUAUUGCAUUGACAAUGAGGCCCUCUACGACAUCUGCUUCCGCACCCUCAAGCUGACCACACCCACCUACGGAGACCUGAACCACUUGGUGUCAGCCACUAUGAGUGGGGUCACCACCUGCCUACGCUUCCCAGGCCAGCUCAAUGCUGACCUGCGGAAACUGGCUGUAAACAUGGUGCCCUUCCCCCGUCUGCACUUCUUCAUGCCUGGUUUCGCCCCACUGACCAGCCGGGGUAGCCAGCAGUACCGGGCCCUGACCGUGCCCGAGCUCACCCAGCAGAUGUUUGAUGCCAAGAACAUGAUGGCGGCCUGUGACCCGCGCCAUGGUCGCUACCUGACGGUGGCCGCCGUCUUCCGGGGUCGCAUGUCCAUGAAGGAGGUGGACGAGCAGAUGCUCAACGUGCAGAAUAAGAACAGCAGCUACUUUGUCGAAUGGAUCCCCAACAACGUGAAAACCGCUGUCUGCGACAUCCCGCCCCGAGGGCUGAAAAUGUCAGCCACCUUCAUCGGUAAUAGCACGGCCAUCCAGGAGCUGUUCAAACGCAUCUCGGAGCAGUUCACUGCCAUGUUCCGGCGCAAGGCCUUCCUGCACUGGUACACGGGCGAGGGCAUGGACGAGAUGGAGUUCACCGAGGCCGAGAGCAACAUGAAUGACCUGGUGUCCGAGUACCAGCAGUACCAGGACGCCACGGCCGAGGAGGAGGGCGAGUUUGAGGAGGAGGCCGAAGAGGAGGUGGCCUAGGGAGGUGGGGAGGUCUGCGAGUGGGGAAGCAGAAGCAGCGUGAUCUCUUUAUUCACUCACAACCUGUUCUGAUAACGUGACUCACGGUCCUGCACUUGCUGGUCUCUCACGUCACAUGCUGUCCUGACAUGUGCAUUAAAGCAUUUUCAUAGUG
This is a messenger RNA of Chrysochloris asiatica (Cape golden mole), 1521 nucleotides long. It is a transcript of the gene TUBB4B, whose product is annotated as tubulin, beta 4B class IVb. Gene Ontology annotation, cellular component: cytoplasm; microtubule. The record is from RefSeq and is a predicted model, not a curated record. The transcript is spliced from 4 exons. Gene Ontology annotation, biological process: microtubule cytoskeleton organization; mitotic cell cycle. NCBI's taxonomy places the organism in Eukaryota, Metazoa, Chordata, Mammalia, Afrosoricida, Chrysochloridae. The coding region runs from base 30 to 1367 and encodes 445 amino acids. Gene Ontology annotation, molecular function: GTP binding; GTPase activity; structural constituent of cytoskeleton.